This is a messenger RNA of Drosophila guanche, 1557 nucleotides long. It is a transcript of the gene Jheh3, whose product is annotated as juvenile hormone epoxide hydrolase 1. Bases 119 to 1525 code for a protein of 468 amino acids. Gene Ontology annotation, biological process: epoxide metabolic process. Gene Ontology annotation, molecular function: epoxide hydrolase activity. The record is from RefSeq and is a predicted model, not a curated record. NCBI's taxonomy places the organism in Eukaryota, Metazoa, Arthropoda, Insecta, Diptera, Drosophilidae. The transcript has 3 exons.
CGCUGGGCGUGCGGUUCUGUCGAGACAUUUGAGAAGGGAAUCUUGGGACGCUUAUCUACGGCUGUCGUUGUGCUCGCAGCUCAUUUGAAUUCAAGCCAAGAAGAGCUAAUUUGCGGCAAUGAAGUGCUUGAUAAUAUUCGGACUGAUUGUGGCCGUGUUCGGAGCCUUUGUCGGCUAUGGCUAUUUGGUGUUCACGGAGCUGACGCGUCCGCUGCCGAAGCCAGAGAUCAGCGACAACACCUACUGGGGUCCCGGCGAUGGCAAGGACUAUGUGCCCGAUAAGCGCAUCAACGAGUUCCGACUGAGCGUGCCACAGGCCGAGAUUGAGGAUCUGCGUCAGCAGCUGAAUCGCACCCUGCGCCUCACCGAUCCACUCGAUGGCAUCUCCUUCGAGUAUGGCUUCAACUCGCAUGCACUGGAACAGUUUGUCGAUUACUGGCGGGAGAAGUAUCUGACCAAGUGGGAUGAGCGCCAGGAGUUCUUUAACAAAUUCAAGCAGUACACCACCGAGAUUCAGGGCCUGAACAUUCACUUUAUACGCGAGAAGGCGAGCGAGGAGGCAGCCGCCAAGAAGCAUGUCUAUCCGCUGCUGCUGCUCCACGGCUGGCCGGGAUCGGUGCGCGAGUUCUACGACAUAAUUCCCAUGCUGACCAACGAUCAGAAUGUGACGGAUUAUGCCUUCGAGGUGGUGGCUCCCUCCCUGGUGGGCUAUGGCUGGUCUGAUGCUGCCAGUCGUCCUGGCUUCAAUGCCGCCGAAAUGGCCACCGUCAUGAGGAACCUAAUGCUGCGUCUGGGCCACAAGAAGUUCUUCAUUCAGGGCGGCGAUUGGGGCAGCAUCAUUGGCAGCAAUCUGGCCACACUCUAUCCGGAGAAUGUCAUCGGCUAUCACUCCAACAUGUGUGUGCUCAACUCGCCCUUGGCCAUCCUCAAGGGCAUCUAUGGCACGUACUUCUCGGAGAAGAUUAUACCCUCGCGCUUCUUCUACGAUCACCACUUCCCCGUGUGGGACAAGUACGCGGAGCUGCUGCAGGAGAGCGGCUACUUCCACAUUCAGGCCACCAAGCCGGACACCAUUGGUGCGGCACUCACCACCAGUCCCGUGGGCCUGGCCGCCUACAUUCUCGAGAAGUUCCAGACCUGCACGAAUCCCGGCGUGAAGCAGGACUUUGGGGCCAUCGUCACGGUCUUUGGGCUCGAGCCGGUGCUGGACAACCUCAUGGUGUACUAUCUGACCAACUCGAUCACCACUGCGGUGCGUUUCUACGCGGAGAACGUGUCGAAGGCGUACACCAAUCUGCAGCUGGACCGAGUGCCCACGCCCGUGCCCAUGGGCUGUUCCCGUUUCCGCUACGACCUGCCCUCCGUCACGGACUGGCAGCUGCGCGACAAGUUCCCCAACCUGAAGCACUCCAUGUACUUCCAGCAGGGCAGCCACUUUGCCGCCUUGGAGAUGCCCGCCAUGCUCUACCAGGAUUUUACAGCCUUCGUGGGCAAGAUCGGUCUUCAUGGUGAGAAGCCAAAAUAAAGUAGAUUUUUGUACCUAUGAUUAGCAAAGAU